This is a messenger RNA of Pecten maximus, 1629 nucleotides long. Its product is annotated as formin-like protein 20. Bases 1 to 1629 code for a protein of 542 amino acids. Lineage: Eukaryota; Metazoa; Mollusca; Bivalvia; Pectinida; Pectinidae. The record is from RefSeq and is a predicted model, not a curated record. The transcript has a single exon.
AUGCAGGACAUUCACCUUACCUACCUUCACCCCCUCAUCAACCGUUCAACCCUCCACCUCAUCCCUCACACCUCCACCCUCCACCCCUCCACCCCAAUCUUCAGGAAUUCACCCUCCACCCCACCCCCUCACCCUCCUUCACAUCACCACCCACUCACCAAUCUUCAGAUUCACCCCCUCCCCACUCCACCCACUAAUGAUUCAGGCUCACACUCCUCCUCCCCUCACCCCAAUGCUUCAGGACAUUCCACCCUCACCCCUCCACCACACCACCUCCACCCCCUGCUUCAGACCCAUCCCCCCCUCCACCACCAACCUUCACACCCCCCCUCCACCAACUCAGGACCUACCACCCCCUCCACCCCAAUGCUUCAGGACAUCUCCACCCCUUCACCCCCUCCACCCCCUCCACCCCCUCCACCCCCUCCCCCUUCCACCCCUCCACCCCCUCCACCCCCUUCACCCCCUCCACCCCUUCCACCCCCUCCACCCACCAAUGCUUCAGGACAUUCCCACCCCUCACCCUUCCACCCCUCACACCCCACUCCUCUCCACCACCCACUCCACCCCAAUGCUUCAAGAUAUCUCCACCCCCUCCACCCCCUCCACCCACUAAUGAUUCAGGACGUCACCACUCCCUCCACCCCCUCCACCCCAAUGCUUCAGGACAUCUCCACCCCUCCACCCCAAUACUCAAGGACAUCACCACCCCCUCCACUCCCCUCCACCCCAAUGCUUCAGGACAUUACCACCCUCCACCCCCUCCACCCUCCCCUCCAUCCCCUCCACCCCAAUGCUUCAGGACAUCUCCACCCCUCCACCCCUCACCCACCCCCUCCACUCCAAUGCUUCAGGACAUUACCACCCCCUCCACCCACUCACCCCUACCACCCCUCCACCCCAAUACUCAGGACAUUACCACCCCUCCACCCCUCCAUCUCAAGGCAUCAAGACAUUCCACCAACCCCCUCCACUCCCAAUACUCAGCAUACCACCCCCCUCCACUCCAAUGCUUCAGGACAUUCACCACCCCCCUUCAACCCCUCCCACCCAAUCCCACGACCACCACCCCCCACCCAAUGCUAUCAGACCAUCAACACCACCCCCCCUCCACCCAUCUUCAGACAUACCCCCCACCCCACCCCUCCACCCCAAUACUCAAGGACAUUACCACCCCCUCCACUCCAAUGCUUCAGGACAUUACCACCCCCUCCACUCCAAUGCUUCAGGACAUUACCAACCCACCCACCACCCCCUCCACUCCAAUGCUUCAGGACAUUACCACACCCUCCACACCCUCCACUACUCCAAUACUCAGGACAUUACCACCCCUCCACUCCAAUGCUUCAGGGCAUAACCAUUCCUCCAACCCCUCCUCCCACAAGCUUCCACACCCUCCACCACCCCAAUGCUUCAGGACAUUACCAACCCCUCAACCUCCACCACCCCUCCACCCAAUGCUUCAGGACCUCACCCCCUCCCCCCCCCCCCCCCGCCCACACCCUCAUCCCCCUAAAAAACCCAAAAAACUUCAGGACAUUACCACCCCCUCCACCCCAAUGCUUCAGGACAUCUCCACCCCUUCACCCCCUCCACCCCCUCCACCCCUUCCACCCACCAAUGCUUUAG